CAGACUCAUUGAAGGUGACGUGUCCCAACAUGCAGCUUCUCCUAGUGUCCGUCUGCCUGGUCAUCUGCAGCUCAACACUUGUAUCUGCCACAGAUCCCCACUAUGUGAUCUUUGUACCUCAGACGUUAGAGGAGGGAUCUCAGGAGAAAGCUUGCGUCACCAUCCAAGGUCUAGAACAUGGGUUUCAUCUUGACCUAGAGCUUCGGAAAGAUGAUCACAUCCAUGAAAUAGCCAAGCAAGACAUAACGACAGCUGAGUUUAGCCACUGCUACUCUUUCCUGGUUCCUUCAGUGGAGGAAAGUAGCAAAGACUGGUCAUUCCAUAUCUCUGGGCAAGGAGAGGACCUGAAAAUCAAUGAGACCAGGAAUAUUUAUAUAGCCAAAAAACAUUAUUCCUGUGUCGUCCAGACAGACAAAUCUAGAUACAAGCCCAAUGAUAUAGUGAAGUUCCGACUGGUGUCACUUGACCACGAUUUCCACAUUUCAAAUGAAAAUUAUGAAAAAAUCUUGCUGCUGGAUCCCAAUGAACACCACAUUGGACAGUGGUUGAAUGUGUCUACUGAUCAUGGGUUCGCUGAUUUGACUUACCAUUUGGCAAACGAUUUAAGUCUUGGAGACUACAAAUUUUCCAUACCUAAUAAAUGCAAGAAAACCUUUACUGUGGCUGACUAUGUUCUGAAGAGGUUUGAGGUACACAUCAACUUGCCAACCACUGUGGCUUCUACAGCAAAAUCCUUUAAUCUGGACAUUUGUGGCAGUUACACCUACGGAAAGCCAGUACAAGGUAACCUAAACAUUGAAAUCUGUCCAAAAACUCAUAUUGUGUGUCGUUCAUUAUACGGAUGCUGCGGUGUAAUUGAUGAUGAUGAUGAGCACGAUUCAGAAAAAUGUAUAAAAAUAACACACGCUAAGACUGACAGUAAGGGGUGUCUAUCCAGGGAGAUCGACCUUCAUGCUUUCAAAUUCUCAUAUGAAAACAAGCAAUUACAGAUUGUAGCUACACUGACAGAGGAUGGCACAGGCCACAAGGAGGAAGCAUCAGCUGAGCUCCAACUCAGUACUACUAGUAGCGAUAAGAAAAUACAAUUUGAGCAUACUGGACUGUUAUUCCAAAGAGGAGUUCCAUUCAGUGGCAAGAUUAAAGUGACUGAUGAGGAUAAUCAACCAUUGGCUAAUGUGUCUGUGGCAAUAGUAUCAAAUGAAGAUUCUAAAAAGCUUGCAACACUAGAAACCGACAAAGAUGGAGUGGCUUCUUUUACAGUUAACACUGAUUCAUGGGGUGACAGUGUAGGAUUAUCUGCAAUAUUUCUAAAUAACGAAGAUGUUGAUGCAGAGGUGGACAUCGGGUACAGAAUGUUUUUCGAUGGUAUUAUUUGGCUUCAACACUACUACUCUGAAAGUCAAAGCUUCCUGAAUUUGGAAAAUAGAGGAAAAGAUAAACUGCCAUGCGACACUGAUCUGUCAGUGAAUGUGGAUUAUCACAUCAAUAAGGAUCAGCUGGAUAGUAAAACAGACCACAUCUCAUUCUUCCACAUUGUAGCCAAUGAAGAUGGAAUUUAUUCUCAUGAAGAACAUAAAGUGGAUAUCAUAGCGAAAUCAAGCGGUUCAACUGUCCAUGGGUCUUUCUCUGUAAAGGUUCAUCUAGAUGCCAGAUUAUCACCACAUUUUACUUUGCUUGUCUAUACUAUGCUGUCAAAAGGCGAAACCCUCAGUGGCCUCACCUUUUUUGAAGUCUCUGCAUGCUUUGGAAACAAGGUUCAGCUCAAAUUCUCUGAACAACAAGUCCAUCCUGGAGGAAAGGUGAAUCUGGACGUGUCGGCAGAGGCUGGGUCACUAUGCAGUGUGCGCUCUGUGGAUAAAGGAUACUUACUUCAAUACCCCCAUGAAAAUGUCUCAUUUGCAGCUCAAGUUCAAAGGAGUCUAUCAAGACCCUAUGGAUAUUAUAGGCAUCAUUUUGAACAGGAAGAAGGCCAUUGCCCUGAAAAUCAGACAGCCGUUAUUAACUGGCAUCCUGUGUUUGAUACUUCAUUUCUGUUUAAGGCAAGCCAACUGAGUUUAUUCACCAACACUCAUGUCAAGAAGCCAGUGGAAUGUGUUGAUAAUUCGGUUGCUCCUCGUAGUACAACCAAGAAAGUCAAGAAAGAACAAGAGGUCGAGGAGCGUUCCCCCAGAAGUAACUUCCCAGAUACCUGGCUGUUUGAAUUAGUGUUGAUUGGUCCAGAAGGCCACACUGUGCUAAACCUGAAGACACCAGACAGUAUCACCAAAUGGGAGACAGACGCCGUGUGUCUGGGAAAAUCUGGUAUUGGGGAGAUCCGAAAUGUUGGGCUUGUCACCUUCCAGGAUUAUCACAUUGACCUAAUUAUACCUUACUCUGUGGUACAAGGAGAGAAAUUUAAAAUUGAUGCCCAAAUCUUCAGCUAUGAGAAGAAAUGUAUUUUGGUGGCAGUGUCUCUAUCUGAAGUUGAUGGUAUCCAUACAGUCCAAGGCAAAGACCAAGCCCGAUGUGUCUGUGAUGGUCAUGUUAGCCAUUUCAGCUGGGAUGCCACAGCUACAAAACUAGAUAAAAUCAAGAUUCAUAUAGAAAGUGGAUCUAUGGAAAUUGAAGGGGACUGCAAGGAAGACCAUCUUCUGAUAACAAAGGAUCACAAAUCAGAUUCCAUUGAAAAAACCAUAGUGGUCAAGCCCAUGGGAUAUGAAGAGCAAAUCACAGAGACCCAUCUUCUAUAUCCUGCAGAUACCACCCAAAAAGUAUCAUAUACCUUAAAUAUCCCAGACAGGCUGAUUCCAGGAACUGAACGUGCCCACAUCAUUGUUGUAGGUGAUAUCAUGGGCAACAUCAUCGUUAAUUUGGAGAAUAUACUUAAUUUACCAGAUGGAUGUGGGGAGCAGUGUGUAUCCAAACUUUCUAGAUAUUGCUAUUCCCUUGAAUAUCUGCAGAGUACCAAUGAACUCACACCUGAAACCAAAAAUAAGUUUUUGGAGCACAUAGUUGAAGGUUACCAAAAACAGCUAACAUUCAAAAAUGAGACUGGGGGAUUUGCUGCCUUUCCUGGCGGUUUUGCUAACCAAUGGAUCACAGCCUUGGUAAUUAAGGCUCUUAAUUGUGCUCGGCAGUUUAUCCACGUAGAUGAGAAGGACAUUCAGAAAGCUAUACACUGGCUGGAAAGUAUACAGUUACCCAGUGGAUGUUUUCAUAGUUCUGAUUCCUAUUUCUACAAUGACAUAGACGAUGAUGAGAUCACACAGACUGCUUUUGUUCUCAUCGCUCUACUGGAACAUCGACUUGUCCAUGAUGAAAAAAUUGUGGAGAAUGCCAAAUCCUGCAUUAAGAAAGGAGCAGAAACUGCAAAAUCACCACAUGCAUUGGCUCUCCUAGCAUAUGCCUUCACCUUGUUAGGAGACAGUGAGAUGAGAGCGCUCAUGCUAAAACGUCUGGAUGACAAUGCCAAGAUAGAGGGUGGAAUCAAGCACUGGCUGGGUUCUGACUAUCGUCAUGGAGAUGUCGAAAUAUCCUCAUAUGCCAUCUUGGCUCUGCUUUCUGACAAGAUAAUCGACCACAAAGAUCUUGAACAAAGUGCUUAUUCUGUCCAUUGGCUUGCAUCAAAACAAAAUCCAUGGGGUGGCUUCUACUCUUCUCAGGACACUACAUUAGCUCUUCAUGCUCUUGCUAAAUAUGCCAAGGCCGUCAACCACAAGAAGGGAGACUCAACUGUUAUUAUUGAAGGUGAUUCAGGAUUUCACCGAGAGGUUCACGUAACCAAGCAGAACAGCCUCCUUGUCCAAACAGUGGAUCUGCCUAAAGUCCCAGGAACUUACACCGCCUCUAUCAAAGGAGAUGGCUGUGUUUACACUCAAGCACAUCUACAUUAUGCUGAGGUUCCUGACGAGCGUGAAGUUCACUUUUCUGUUAAAGUAACCACCGAUCCAGCUGUCUGCACCCGGGAUGCACAGACAAAGUUUGAUGUCCAUGUAGAAGCCAGUUACUUAGGAAAACGAACUAAAACCAACAUGAUUAUGAUUGAAGCAGAACUUUUAUCAGGAUAUGUUCCAAAUGCUAAAAGCAUUAGAAAGCUGAAUAGGCGUUACGAUGUAAGAAGAGUAGAUGUCUUACCUGGAGAGGUCCAGAUCUACUUGGAUCAUCUUGAUCAUCAGAGCAAAGAGUUUGUUUUCACUAUUGAAAAAGACACACACGUGGAGAACCUGCAUCCUGCCAAAGUGACGGUGUUUGAUUACUAUGUUCCAGUGAUCAAAUCUCACGCUACAUAUAAUACCCCUUGCAGUCAAGCUCACUGUAAUGCACAUGCCGCUGAGAGGAGGGACUGUGGUAAACCAGGAAUCACAGAGGAAGAGUGUAAACAGAACCAUUGCUGCUAUGAUCACAGCGUUGUGAAUGCCAAAUGGUGCUUCUUCCAUGAUUACAAUAUCAUAGAGGCCAUAGAAGCUCACCCUAGCCAGGAAACCCAUCAUUCACAUGAAGCUCACCCUAGCCAGGAAACCCAUCAUUCACAUGAAGCUCACCCUAGCCAGGAAACCCAUCAUUCACAAGAAGCUCACCCUAGCCAGGAAACCCAUCAUUCACACGAAGCUCACCCUAGCCAGGAAACCCAGCAAACACAAGAAGCUCACUAAUCAGAAAAUAGUGUCUAUAAAGACCAAACAGCAAAAUAAUCCUCUUUUCUUGACAUCUUUGUCAAUAGAAAACAGUGAGGAAAAUCUUAAAUAAGCUGCUGUUAUAUGAAUUAUGUUUCUGAUCUGUAAUGGAAACCUUAAUAAAACUAUAGACACUC
This is a messenger RNA of Rana temporaria (common frog), 4789 nucleotides long. RefSeq names its product alpha-2-macroglobulin-like protein 1. Gene Ontology annotation, molecular function: endopeptidase inhibitor activity. The coding region runs from base 30 to 4631 and encodes 1533 amino acids. The record is from RefSeq and is a predicted model, not a curated record. The transcript is spliced from 37 exons. Lineage: Eukaryota; Metazoa; Chordata; Amphibia; Anura; Ranidae. Gene Ontology annotation, cellular component: extracellular region.